CCUAAAACCCUCACCUUAUCCUCUCCUCCCCUCUCCUCACCUCCACCUCCACCUCCGACGACGGAAUCCGGCCACUUCCACCGCUGCUUUGCUUCUGGCCGGAGCAACAGGCGGCACCAUGGCCACCAACGACGCCCGAGUCGCGCCCGUGGCGGCUGAGGGGGACGAGGUCGCGGCGGCGGCGGCGGAGGGGAGCAAGCGAGCGGCGGCGGAGGUGGGCGGCGGAGGAAUUGACGGCGAGGAGGUGAGAUUUGAGGGGAAGGACCGGACCCUCGGUGGUUCGGAGGCCAGCAACGGGGCGGUCGAGGCGGAAGCAGCCGUAGGAGAUGCGGAAGAUGGAAGCGAUGGGGAGGUCGAGCCGGCGGCGGCGGCGGCGGCCGAGGAGGAGUCGGGAGACCGGGAACCCGAGCCGGAAGAUGCGGAGGCUGCUCCGUUGGCGCCGGCGCCCUCCGACAGCACCGAAUUGGGUGACGGGUAUGCUUCCCUGCCUACCCCUGAUGCACCCGUAGCGGAGGAUAAGGGUGAAUUGGUCGAUGAACCGGAGGAAAGCGCGACUUCGGAGGUGAAGGAUGUUGGCGAGGCGGCGCCUGAUGCUGAAUUGUCCGUGGAGAAAGUGGAGGAUGCAGAGGUGGUCGCUGGAGGUGAAGAGGAUGGUGAGUUCGGCAGCCAGGAAGAGGUUGCGGUUUCCACCAGGAGCACGGAGGAGGAUACGGUGGCUCCUAUUGCUGAAGCUAAUGGCAAAUUGGGUGGCGAGGCUGAUGCGCCUGUUGAGACGGUGGCGGUGGGAGGUGACGAAACUCCAGAAGCAUCAUUGGAGAUUGUGGAAGACAAGGCGGCAGAGCCGGAGCCAGAGAGCGAUGCAAGCCCAGUGAUCAUAGCGAUGGAGAACCAUGCUAUUGUGGAAGACGGGGCCGCGAAGCCUGAGGCUGAGAGCGAUGCGAAUCCAGUGGUUAUUGACAACGGUAGCUUGGAGAACCAUGCUGAUGUGGAUGAUGAGGUGACAAAGCCAUCGGUUGUUGGCGACAGUAGCUUGGAGAACCAUGCUAAUGUGGAAGACAAGGCGGCAAAGCCUGAGCCAGAGAAUGAUGCAAGUCCAGUGGUUACUGACAACAGUAGCUUUGGAAACCAGGCUAAUGUGGAAGAUGAGGCGGCAAAGCCUGAGCCAAAAGGCGAUGCAAGCCAUGUGGUUAUUGACGACAGUGACUUGGGAAUCCCAGAGAAGCUUGCCCCUGUAACCUCAGACAUUGUGCUUAAUGAAAGUAAUGAGAAUGCACAAAAUGCUGAGGGCCAGGUGGCUGCUAGUGGAACUGUGGAAGAUGUUAGUGUUGAGAAGCCGACAGAGGUUGAGAGUGUUGUUGCUGGCGGCACUGAUGUUAUCCUGUCCCGAGAGUUGGCUCCAGAACCUAUCGAGGAAAACAAUGAUGCUGUGGAGAAUGAAAAUGCUGCAGAGGUUAUUGGCCAUAUAGAAGAGGCUGGCGAUGAUGACAUAGUUGUAGCUGCAGCUGGUGAUGAUCAGAAAGCUGUAGCUGCAGAUGAUGACGAAGAAAGGGGCGGUGAGGAGAAUGAAGGUGCUCCAGAUGUCUCUGACCGUGAAGUAGAGGCUGUUGAUGACGAGAUAGUUUUAGCUGCAGCUGAUGAUGAAGACAUGAGUGGUAAUGAGGGUGAUGAGGACGAUGACGAGGUGAGCUUUGAUAGGAGUCCUGCACGAGUUGCAAUCAUAGAGAAUUCUGAAGCUGCGAAGCAGAUCAUGAAGGAGCUUGGGGAAGGUUCCUCCAGUGGUAGUCCUGUGUCUGGCUUGAGCAGUUCAAGAGAGUACACUAAUAGCAUGGAUGGGCAGAUUGUGCUUGAUGAUUCUGAGGAUGAUGAGGAUGACGACGAUAAUGAGGAUGAUGAUGAGAAGGGGUUUGAUUCUGCUGCCUUAGCCGCCUUGCUUAAAGCAGCUACUGGUGCCUCCCCUGAUGGAAACAUCACAGUUUCUUCACAAGAUGGAUCUAGAAUUUUUUCCAUGGAUAGACCUGCUGGUCUGGGCUCGUCAGCCCCAUCUUUGAGGCCAACUGCCCCACGACAACCUGCCCGGUCAAACCUCUUCAACCCCUCUGAGCUAGCAGUGACUGCUGAGCCUAAUGACGAGAUGACAGAGGAGGAGAAGAAAUUGCACGACAAGGUUGAGUUGAUCCGUGUAAAGUUUCUGCGUCUUGUGUAUAAAUUGGGGGCAACCCCUGAAGAAACAGUAGCAGCACAAGUGCUGUACCGUCUGAGCCUUGCUGAGGGUAUCCGACAUGGAAGGCAAACAAACAGAGCUUUCAGCCUUGAGAAUGCACGGAAGAAAGCCAUACAGCUUGAAGCAGAUGGAACAGAAGAUUUGAGCUUCUCAUGCAACAUACUCGUUUUAGGAAAGAUUGGGGUUGGCAAAAGUGCAACUAUAAAUUCUAUUUUUGGUGAAGAGAAGACCAAAACUGAUGCUUUUGGUGCAGCCACCACCAGUGUACGAGAAAUUGUUGGCAAUGUAGAUGGUGUCAAGAUACGGAUCAUCGAUACACCAGGCCUUCGGCCCAAUGUGAUGGACCAAGGAAAUAACAGAAAAAUUCUCGCAUCUGUCAAGAAAUAUACCAAGAGAUGUCCGCCAGAUAUCGUUCUAUAUGUGGACCGUCUUGAUAGUCUGAGUCGUGAUCUCAAUGAUUUGCCUCUUCUAAAAACCAUCACUGCUGUUCUUGGUUCUUCCAUAUGGUUCAACGCUAUUGUUGCUCUCACCCAUGCUGCUUCUGCUCCUCCUGAAGGUCCCAGCGGUGCCCCUAUGACAUAUGAGGUAUUAAUGGCACAGCGAUCCCACAUUAUCCAGCAAUCCAUCAGGCAGGCUGCAGGGGAUAUGCGACUGAUGAACCCUGUUGCCCUUGUUGAGAACCACCCUUCUUGCCGGAAGAACCGUGAGGGUCAGAAAGUGCUUCCAAAUGGCCAAAGUUGGAGGCAUCAGAUGCUGCUCUUGUGCUACUCUUCAAAGAUAUUAUCAGAAGCCAACUCACUUUUGAAGCUCCAGGAUCCUUCUCCUGGGAAGCUUUUUGGGUUCCGCUUCCGCUCCCCACCGCUUCCUUUCCUGCUAUCCUCCCUUUUGCAGUCAAGAGCUCACCCAAAACUUUCCCCUGACCAGGGUGGUAAUGAAGGAGAUUCUGAUAUUGAUUUGGAUGAGUAUUCUGAUAUAGAACAAGAUGAAGAUGAAGAGGAAUAUGAUCAGCUUCCUCCCUUCAAGCCUUUGACUAAAUCUCAGCUUGCAAGGCUCUCAAAAGAGCAGAAGAAUGCUUAUUUUGAUGAGUAUGACUACAGGGUCAAACUUCUGCAGAAGAAACAGUGGAAGGACGAGCUCCGCAGGUUGAAGGAGAUGAAGAAGAGGGGCAAGUCUGAUAUGGAUGCUUAUGGGUAUGCUAGUAUUGCAGGGGAAAACGAUCAGGAUCCUCCUCCAGAAAAUGUUUCAGUCCCCUUACCUGACAUGGUGCUGCCUCCUUCAUUUGAUUGUGACAAUCCGACAUAUCGGUACCGCUUUCUGGAACCAACUUCUACUGUCCUUGCUAGGCCUGUUUUAGAUGCACAUGGGUGGGAUCAUGACUGCGGUUAUGAUGGAGUAAGUGUUGAAGAGUCGCUCGCUCUCCUUAGCAAGUUCCCAGGUACUGUGGCAGUUCAGGUUACCAAGGACAAGAAGGAAUUUAGCAUCCAUCUAGAUUCUUCCAUCUCAGCAAAGCAUGGAGAGGAUGCAUCGUCCCUUGCUGGUUUUGACAUCCAGACUGUUGGGCGGCAGCUUGCGUAUAUUCUUCGUGGUGAGACCAAAUUCAAGAGUAUCAAGAAGAACAAGACAACUGGAGGAUUCUCUGUGACUUUCUUGGGUGACAUUGUGGCAACUGGGCUGAAGGUUGAGGACCAGCUCUCUGUUGGUAAGAGGCUGGCAUUAGUGGCAAGUACAGGAGCAAUGCGAGCUCAAGGGGAUACUGCUUAUGGAGCUAACUUGGAAAUGCGCUUGAAGGACAAAGACUAUCCAAUUGGCCAAUCCUUGUCAACCUUGGGCCUGUCCCUCAUGAAGUGGCGCCGCGACCUUGCCCUUGGCGCUAACCUGCAGUCCCAGUUCUCGAUCGGAAGGGGUUCAAAGAUGGCGGUCCGCCUUGGGCUGAACAACAAGCUGAGUGGGCAGAUCACCGUCAGGACAAGCACCUCAGAGCAGGUACAGAUCGCGCUGGUGGGUCUUGUCCCAGUACUUGCCUCCAUCUACCGGAGCAUCUGGCCCAGCGAACCAUCGUUUGCUUAUUAACUUGGCAAGAAGAGCAUCUGUUACUUGUGUCAUCAGCAUCUAUUUUUACUUUUCCUAAUUUAUUUGAACCGUCGCCUGUAUCUGUUUCAAUUUUCGUGUCUUAUCCGCAGAUUGUUCCUAUCAUAAUUUUGGCUGAAGAGUUGUUGUCUUAUUCAUGUAGAACUAUAGUUGAAUAAUGUUGGUAGAUCUAUAUGAUCCUUCCACCGAUCUUUGUAUUACUAUUGUUGCCCUC
Lolium rigidum is the source of this 4523-nucleotide messenger RNA. Its product is annotated as translocase of chloroplast 101, chloroplastic-like. The coding region runs from base 119 to 4291 and encodes 1390 amino acids. The transcript has 6 exons. Gene Ontology annotation, biological process: protein targeting to chloroplast. NCBI's taxonomy places the organism in Eukaryota, Viridiplantae, Streptophyta, Magnoliopsida, Poales, Poaceae. Gene Ontology annotation, cellular component: chloroplast outer membrane. The record is from RefSeq and is a predicted model, not a curated record. Gene Ontology annotation, molecular function: GTP binding; GTPase activity.